Meriones unguiculatus (Mongolian gerbil) is the source of this 2852-nucleotide messenger RNA. It is a transcript of the gene Thap6, whose product is annotated as THAP domain containing 6. Lineage: Eukaryota; Metazoa; Chordata; Mammalia; Rodentia; Muridae. The record is from RefSeq and is a predicted model, not a curated record.
AUGAGAGAAAGAACCAAGCCUGCCAAGUUGAAAUCUCAGACCUCAAGGGGCGUAGCGAAAUGCCGCUCUUUUGUUAAAAUCUUGGUGAAAUGUUGCUCGGCCGUUGGAUGCGCUUCGCGCUGUUUUGCUAAAUCCAAGUUAAAAGGGCUGACAUUUCAUGAGCAUAGCUACAGUGUUAUGGACAGUCCAAAGAAAUUUAUGCAUAAAUUAGAUUCUGUGAAUCAAGCUAGGAAUACCAAGGAAAGGCUACAGAAUGUUUUGGACCAAGAAAUACAUUUUCAGAAAUCCUUGAGGAAGAUAACCAGGGAAGUAAAGAACAAAUGUCUGAUCAGCCAAGAAACUGCCAGAAGACUGGAUGCUUCCUGUUGGGAGUGCCGCCGUGAAAAAGCAGGAGGAGCCUGCGGUUUGCGAAGUAAUUUAUUGUAUGUCCCAUCUGCCAUUGACACCGAUAAUACUUCUCAGAAGAUUCUCACGCACCGACACAAGAUCCCAUCAUCAAUGACAUCACUGCCAGCAGUAGGCAAGCCAAAAACUUGUUGAACAUGUGUUGUGGUUGUGCGUUUGUGUGACCGGUGACAAUUAUAUUUUCCCAGACCUAAACUGGUGCUGGGUCACUACUGGAAGGUAGUUGAAUCUUUAAAAAGUAAAUGUAUCAAAUUGGCCACAUUAAGUUACAGCAAUUAAAAAAGAACAUCAGAUUUCUAACUUUGACUACACUUAACUUGUGUACGCUUUAUAGUAAAUUGUGAUCUUAAUUUUCUAUUUUACUAUGAAGCAGAAUUUGUUUACAACACACAUUCAUCUCGCAUCCACCCCAAUGCACUGUAGUUAUUAGUCAUGCUACAGAGUGUUUUUUUAACAAAGUACUGGAGACCCUGAGAGUAAGAUUUUAGCACAGUGCCUCCCCACAAGGACUAUCUGAUGUAAACCAGCCUCAAACACCAAAGGACAGAGAAGUUUGAUUUCAGGAGAGUCGUUUUGGUACUUCAUGGCUGCUGUUUUCAUCUCUUCAAACCCUUAGCGCUGCUACCAGCUGAAGAAUCGCAAUGCUGACCCCUUAACAACCUUAAAGCAUAGGGAAAGCUGUUUAAGAUGUGUGGGCCUUACAGUGGGAAUAGAAACAGGAGUGAUGGCUGGCAGUGGCAGUUUAGAGAAGUGGCCAUGCAAAAGAGCCAUCUUGGGAUUUCUUCUGAAACACAAAAAAGAGUUUCAGCUAUUUACUGAUUAAGCCAAAUGUCAGAAAUUUUGCUUCUCCUGACUUCUUACAAAAAAUAAAAUUAAGAGUCAUAAAUACUGUACGUUAGAAUAAAAAGUAUUGACCAGAGUCUCACCCCAUAUAUAGCACAGGUCUGUGAAGGAACCUUAUUCCGAGAUCCGUGCAUAAUUAGAAUGUAUCUAGCAAUUCUUUCAUUGUAUUAAUGAAAUAUGUGUUCAUAUUUUAUUUGUUCACUGUAACUUUGUUUCAUCUUAGUAUCAUAAAGAUAUGGUCAGUUGAAGAUUUUUAUAUUUAAGCUAUUGUAUUUUCAUAUGGUCAGUUGAAGAUUUUUGUAUUUAAGCUCUUGUGUUUUCAUGUAGGACUGUAAAUCUUCCCUCUAAAAGAGAUCCCCCCCCCAUUUGCAAGAUAAUUACCAUGCUAAAGGAGUAAAAUUACUGAGAUUCUUUUUUUUACCCUCGUUUUUUUUUAAUUGCCUGCCCGCUACUUAAUUUUGCUGUCAAAUGUAUAAGUCACAGCGGGUACUCGAACCAGAACUGUAGGUAGAGUCUAAAGCCUCAGCCUCUUUGUGAGCAUGCGCAUUACCGCUGACGAAAGGACGGUGGUGGUGAAAGGUGAAGCUGAAGCAGCGUCUCCAACUUCCCCUCCCCUGGCUGCACGCAAUAGAGCAAGCCUGGAAGGCUCUCAAGAGGAAGGUUCCAGAUUCUGAUUCUGCCCCAUUACAGUUGCACGGCCACUUUUGCCGCUUGUGUCACAGUGAACUCUUUGUCCUCUUUCACUGGGUCUAGUAUCACUGAGAAAUUGGUAACUGGAAGAAAUAUCAGUGAGGAGCCAGAGUUUCCCACUUGCUCUUUACUCUCCUAGAGGAAUAGUUACCAAUAGAAAUCAGGCUUAAAAUAUAGGAUCCCACCACCUGCACUUGAAGCAAAUGUCUGAACACAGCCCUACCUCCGUCUCCUUCAGAGACUGCAGCCUAGCUCUUCCAGGGAAAAACUGCUGGAGACAAAGUAAAGCUGCAGGGCUGUGGCAGCGUGCGCCUUUCAUCCCCGGACUCGGGAGGCAAAGGCAGGAGGAUCUCUGUGAGUUCAAGGCCAACCUGGUCUACAAAUCAAGUGUCAGGACAGUAAAGGCUACACAGAGAAAUCCUGUCUGGAAGAAAACAUGAUGAUGAUGAUGAUGAUGAUGACGACAGUGAUGGUGGAUGAUGAUGUAAAGCUAAAUCAUAGCCUAUCCAGAAGUCCUCAGGGAACCAAAGCUGAUCUAAGGUCUGUAGUUUCUAAACAUGGACUGGUCUCUAGACUCUGGAACACACCAUUACCAAAGAAGGGACAAAGGACUUGAUGUGGCAUUUUCCUUUCCAUAUCAAGUCCAAAUUUCUUUUUUUCUUUAAUUUUUAUUUUUAUAUUAAUCACAGGUUAUUUACUUUGUAUCCCAGCCAUAGCCCCCUCCCUCAUUCCCUCCCAAUCCCACCCUCCCUCCUUUAUCUCCUCCCUGCCCCUCUCUAAGUCUACUGAUAGGGGAGGUCCUCCUCCCCUUCCAUCUGACCCUAUCAGGUCUCUUCAGGACUGGCUGCCAUGUCCUCUUCUGUGGCCUAGCAAGGCUGCUCCUCCCUCGGGGGAUGGGGGAAGGGGGGUGUCAA